AUGGCCUCUCCCGGGCUGCCGCAGCCCCCGGCCGAGGUCUCGCCCUGGCCUCUGCGUCUGCUGCACGCGCCUCCCGGGCUGCUGCGGCUGGACUCCACCGGCGGAGCGCUGCUGCUGCUCGGCCUCGCGGCGCUCCUCGGCUGGAGCUGGCUGUGGCGGCACCGGGCGCGGGGCAUCCCCCCCGGACCCACGCCCUGGCCCGUGGUGGGCAAUUUCGGCUUCGUGCUGCUGCCACCGUUCCUCCGACGGAAGAGCUGGCUGCAGCGCCGGGCGAGGGCCGCAGGAGUGGAGCCCUCGGCCCUGGGCCCGCAGUUGUACCUGGCCGACCUGGCCCGCGUAUACGGCAACGUCUUCAGCUUUUUCAUCGGCCACUACCUGGUGGUGGUCCUCAGCGACUUCCAAAGCGUGCGCGAGGCGCUGGUGCAACAGGCCGAGAUCUUCAGCGACCGCCCGCGGGUGCCGCUCGUCUCCCUCGUAACCAAGGAGAAGGGGAUUGUAUUUGCACAUUAUGGUCCAGUCUGGAGACAACAGAGGAAGUUCUCUCAUUCAACUCUUCGUCAUUUUGGCUUGGGAAAACUUAGCUUGGAACCCAAGAUUAUUGAGGAGUUUAAAUAUAUAAAAGAGGAAAUGCAGAAGCAUGGAGAAGACCCCUUCAACCCUUUCCCCAUUCUCAACAAUGCUGUCUCUAACAUCAUUUGCUCCCUGUGCUUUGGCCAGCGUUUUGAUUAUACUAAUAGUGAGUUUAAGAAAAUGCUCAAUCUUAUGUCACGAGCGUUAGAAAUCUGUCUCAACACCCAGCUCCUCCUGGUCAACAUAUGCUCCUGGCUUUAUUAUCUUCCCUUUGGACCAUUUAAAGAAUUAAGACGGAUUGAAAAGGAUAUUACCACUUUCCUUAAAAAAAUCAUCAAAGACCAUCGAGAGUCUCUGGAUGUGGAGAAUCCUCAGGAUUUCAUAGACAUGUACCUUCUCCACGUGGACGAGGAGAGAAAAAAUAAUAGCAAUAGUAGCUUUAAUGAAGAUUAUUUAUUUUAUAUCAUUGGGGAUCUCUUCAUUGCUGGAACUGAUACCACAACUAACUCCUUGCUUUGGUGCCUUCUUUAUAUGUCACUGAACCCCGACAUACAAGAAAAGGUUCAGGAAGAAAUUGAAAGGGUCAUUGGUGCUGACAGAGUCCCUUCCCUCACUGACAAGGCCCAGAUGCCCUACACAGAAGCCACCAUCAUGGAGGUGCAGAGGCUGACUGUGGUGGUGCCACUUGCCAUUCCUCAUAUGACCUCAGAGAAAACAGUGCUCCAAGGAUAUACCAUUCCUAAAGGCACAAUGAUAUUACCCAACUUGUGGUCAGUACACAGAGACCCAGCCAUUUGGGAGAAACCGGAUGAUUUCUACCCUAAUCGAUUUCUGGAUGAUCAGGGACAACUUAUUAAAAAAGAAACAUUUAUUCCUUUUGGGAUAGGGAAGCGCGUGUGUAUGGGAGAACAGCUGGCAAAGAUGGAAUUAUUUCUGAUGUUUGUGAGCCUAAUGCAGAGUUUCACAUUUGCUUUACCGAAGGAUUCUAAGAAGCCCAUCCUGACUGGAAGAUAUGGUCUAACUUUAGCCCCACAUCCAUUUAAUAUAAUCAUUUCAAAGAGAUAA
Messenger RNA from Puma concolor (puma), 1635 nucleotides. RefSeq names its product cytochrome P450 family 2 subfamily U member 1 (gene CYP2U1). Gene Ontology annotation, biological process: xenobiotic metabolic process. Gene Ontology annotation, molecular function: heme binding; iron ion binding; steroid hydroxylase activity. NCBI's taxonomy places the organism in Eukaryota, Metazoa, Chordata, Mammalia, Carnivora, Felidae. The record is from RefSeq and is a predicted model, not a curated record. Gene Ontology annotation, cellular component: cytoplasm; intracellular membrane-bounded organelle.